This is a messenger RNA of Penicillium cosmopolitanum, 3981 nucleotides long. RefSeq lists its product as uncharacterized. Gene Ontology annotation, biological process: macroautophagy; endosomal vesicle fusion; protein targeting to vacuole. NCBI's taxonomy places the organism in Eukaryota, Fungi, Ascomycota, Eurotiomycetes, Eurotiales, Aspergillaceae. The record is from RefSeq and is a predicted model, not a curated record. The coding region runs from base 1 to 3981 and encodes 1326 amino acids. Gene Ontology annotation, cellular component: HOPS complex; late endosome. Gene Ontology annotation, molecular function: protein binding. The transcript has 6 exons.
AUGGUCGAUCUCGUAAACAUGUCAGAGCUCCACUCCGACCCCAGCUCCCAGCUGCAUGCCGCUCGCCGGGCAGCAAUCCAGCCUCCGCUGCUCGUCGCAACUCGAUUUAACCCGCCUGGGAGCUCUGCGCGCUACGAGGGAUUCGUCAUGGACGCGCCUGGCGCAAGGGCGAAUGAGGAUGCCGUCAAGAGCACCUCGGAGCGCGAUGCAUCUACGGCGAGAAGCCUAUCCCCCUCCGACACAACUCAAGACGACCACGAACAGCGUCAACAAAGCGGUGAAAGCAGUGAUGGUGAAUCCGAAGAUAGCGAUCGAAUAGUGGAGGAGGAGGAGGAAGAAGAAGAAGAAGAAGAAGAAGAGAGGAUGACGAACCCCGACUCAAAUAUGCAUAUCUUACCAAGCACCUUGGAUCGGUAUAUCGCAACGGGGACGCAACCAGUACAUUUCUUGUGGCAGGCGACAAGAUGGUGCGUCUCCAACUCUAUCGUCGGAACUCACAAUGGAGUCAUUCCUCUUCGUGUAUACCAAGCGCAUUCAGCAAGCGUUACUUCCAUUUCCAUAUCGCCAUUCCCACCACCGUUGUCGAACCUUAAGCCCGAGGACGCCGGCAAACAAACCGCAGACGACCACGGACCUUUAACGCGAACAUCAACCAGCUCCGGCAGCAUUCGAGGUCAUCCACGGCCGAAUCACAAUGGUUCAAUUCCAGCUACCCCUUCUAAUUCCAUAUAUAUCGCGUCUGCAUCCAUAGAUGGAAAUGUGUGCAUAUCGUCUUUAGUCGACCCCAAGGAUAUUCUGAAAAGGAACUUCGGUCGGCCUGUCCAGGCCGUCGCCCUCUCCCCCGGAUACAAAACUGACAGAACAUUCAUUUCAGGAGGGCGAGCUGGCGAGCUCGUUCUGACAGCCGGGGGUCGGAUCGGGGUUAGCUCAAAUGCCACCACAAUGGGAGGGGCAACAGCUGCAGCGUCAAGUUGGCUUGGGUCGAUGGGCCUGGGCGCCAAUAGUGGUAAAGAUACUGUACUACACAGUGGCGAAGGCACUAUUAGUACCGUUCGGUGGUCUCUCUCAGGGAAAUAUGUCGCCUGGGUGAACGAAGAGGGCAUUAAAAUCAUGCGAUCGAACUUGCAUCUCGAGUCCUCCGAGCAUGAAUUCGCAUGGAAGCGAAUUAGUCACAUCGAUCGCCCGAAUCGACCAGGUUGGGAGGAAAUGGCCAGCGUUUGGAAAGCGCGUGCGGAAUGGAUUGAUCAGUCUGCCUUGGACAAUGAUAAUACUCUCGACCCCAGCGAUGCAACAAACCGACAAAACUCCUCAUCAAAUCCUGUAUCUGAGAAUUUUGAGAAGUUAGUCGUUGGCUGGGGAGGCAGUGUGUGGGUCAUCGAUGUAUUCCCAGACCGUGCGAACAAAUCCUCAAAAGGCGAGAAAUAUGGUUCCGCCGAAGUGGCUACAAUAUUGCGAACAGACUGUGUAGUUUCUGGCCUUUCGAUGUACUCACCUCGUCUUCUUGUCGUUCUUGCAUUUAUUGAGAUUGAAGAUGGAUCACCCGACUCUAACCGUCGAGGUUCUGGCCGUGGCCAUCGCCAGAAGGGGCUGGAGCCCGAACUUCGUAUCAUCGAUAUUGAAACCAAGGAGGAGCUCAGCGCUGACACACUAUCUGUCAGUCGUUUCGAAGGGUUGGCUUCGUCAGACUAUCAUCUGAGCGUCCUGCCUCCAUGGAAAACUCCGGAGGGGCAAGCGGUCCAACGAGGGGCUCUUGGAGCUCUUGGCCAUGGUCUUCUGGAUGCCACUAUGUAUUCAGCUCGUUUGUUCAGCUCUGGUGCUAGUAUCCGCAGUACUACAAGCAGCGGCGACAAGAUCUCUGGUAGAGGCCCUCCAUCUUUCAUCUCCAGAAACCUUUCUGGCGAAGAACCUUUAUCCAAAGAAGUCCAAGAUGUCUCAGGAGCAUCAGGCGCCAAGAUAUUCAUACAUAGCCCGUUUGAUUGUGUUGUUGCCGUCAAAAGAGAUCUUUCAGACCGAAUCUCUUGGCUCGACUCCCACGGCAGAUUUGAAGAAGCAUGGAAUCUCGUUGAUGAGAAUCCCGAAGCGGCGAAUUCAUCUCUUGAGCUACCAGAAAUCAUCUCUGGGUCUGUGCAAUCUCAGAGCAGCCUAGGCGAAUUCUUUUCUGACGACCGAUCAUCCGUUAUGACCGCUGGUGGGGCAAAUAUUUCUGCUGCUGACCGAGAGAAAGCCCGACUUGGUGAACGCUGGGUUGAACAGCUCGUUAGCGAAGAGAAAUGGGGUGAAGCUUCAGAGAUCUGCGGCAAAGUGCUAAAGAAUUCCUCCCGGUGGGAGCACUGGGCAUGGGUAUUCAUCAAGAAGAACCGAGUUGAUGAGAUCACUACACAUAUUCCAGUCGACUUACACCCUUCGCUUUCAACUUCGAUUUACGAGUUCAUUCUCAAACACUACAUUUCGCGAGACCUUAACCGGUUUAAGGAACUGGUUGAUACCUGGCCUUCAGAUAUAUUUGACCCUAACGAUAUAACCUCUGCGAUCCAGGUUCAGCUUAAGUCAGACUCUAUAAGAGUCGAGUCCGAGGAAUGGCGUAUUUUGACUGAUUGCUUGGCUAAGCUCUUCCUGGUGGGAGGCCACUAUCGUGAAGCUCUACAUUGUUACAUCCGUUUGCAGGAUGCAGAUGCAGCUAUGUCUUUGGUUCUAGAGCAUCGAUUGGUAGAUGCUGUAUCUGAUGACAUCCCGGCCUUCGUCAAGCUCCGUGUCUCUAAAGAACAAUUGAGGUCCCCGUCAACCCCAAUAUCUCAGCUGGAAGAGUUAACCGCGGAACCGAUUCAACUCCUUGCUAGUGAAGCCUAUACUGGCAUUGUACCACCCAACGAGGUGGUAUCGCAGCUGCAGUCUUCGAAUCGUCUUUUAUUGUAUUUCUAUCUUCGUGCACUAUGGCGUGGCGAGUCGCUCCCACAUGAGGCUUCUAAGCCUCGACGGGGUCGUGGAGCUAAUGCGCGUGAUGCUGCCAGCAAAUUGGCUGCCGAUGAAGGAAAAGCACUAAUUGAUAACUUCUCCGACACGGCUGUCGAAGUUUUUGCAGGCUAUGAUCGACCUCUUCUCAUGGAAUUUCUGCAAACCAGCAUCUCCUACAACUUCGAGGGUGCUAUUUCGAUAUGCAUGGAUUCACACUUUACCGCCGAACUGAUAUAUCUGUAUUCAAAGACGGGCCAGACAAAGCGAGCCUUGAAUCUGAUCUUGUCGGACUUGAAAGAUGUGUCACAAGCGAUCUCCUUUGCGAAAUCGCAAGAUGAUCCUGAUCUCUGGGAAGAUCUUCUCGAUUAUUCGAUGGACAAACCGAAGUUCAUCCACGGACUGCUUGUCGAAGCGGGAACAUCAAUUGACCCUAUCAAACUUGUUCGUCGUAUCCCAAGUGGGCUUGAGAUCGAGGGUUUGCGUGAUGGCCUUACUCGAUUGAUCCGAGAACAUGAUUUGCAGGACAGUAUCAGCCAAGGCGCAACACGUGUCAUGCAAGGCGAAGUGGUACAGGAUAUGGACAAGCUGUACAAGGGCCGGCGUCGUGGAAUUAAAUUCAACAUUGCCGAAGAUGAUAUAUCCGAAAAGAAAGAUACCGUGUCCAACGUGAAUGGCUCUGUGAAGUCAUCAAGUCUCGGGCAAGGGAAGUGCGGCGGUUGUCAUACCCCCUUCGAAGCCAACGAACGUGAAACCCUCAUCGGCUUUACUUGUGGCCAUGUCUUCCAUUUAUCGCAUUUGCAUUCAGACGCAUCACGCCCUCAAUCUGAUACAGGAAGCCCUGAACGACAUGCAGACCGCACCCCUCGAGCCUCAUCACCUGUCAAUGAAGAUUCCUCUGUAACUGCUUCUCGCAUCGUCGGUCGCAAGGUGUUAACAGCACGUCUCCUGCGAGAUAAGAUUGGGGACGGUUGUCGGAUUUGCGCUCUUACGAGGAAAAUUGAAUCCCUUGGCAGCGAGAGUGAGGUAUAA